Messenger RNA from Alnus glutinosa, 2059 nucleotides. Its product is annotated as E3 ubiquitin-protein ligase RSL1-like. Lineage: Eukaryota; Viridiplantae; Streptophyta; Magnoliopsida; Fagales; Betulaceae. The record is from RefSeq and is a predicted model, not a curated record. The coding region runs from base 126 to 1757 and encodes 543 amino acids. Gene Ontology annotation, cellular component: ubiquitin ligase complex; cytoplasm. Gene Ontology annotation, biological process: protein polyubiquitination; positive regulation of proteasomal ubiquitin-dependent protein catabolic process; ubiquitin-dependent protein catabolic process. Gene Ontology annotation, molecular function: RNA-DNA hybrid ribonuclease activity; zinc ion binding; ubiquitin conjugating enzyme binding. The transcript has 3 exons.
UUUUUUCUGUUUUCACUUGCAAUUUUGUUCUCUCUUGAAAACCCAAACAAAGUGAGAGAGAGAAAAACCGUCUAGACUCCAACUCCAAGCGAGACAAGUGAAAGAAAGUUGAAAACAAAAAAGGCAUGGCAAGGAGUACGGUUACAGACGACCUCAACACUGCGCUCUCCGAGCAAUUCCGAGUGCUCAUGGCGGCGGAAAUCCUAGACUCCGACCUCGACAUGGCCUAUCAGCUCCAAAUGGAAGAAGCCAUGAACGCCUCCAUCGCUCUCCAACCUUCAACCUCAACAUCACAGGCACAGCUCAAUUACGCCUUGUCAUCUCCCGACGACGACGACGACGACCUUUCCGACUUCGCCGUCGAGCUUAUGCUGCAAGACGUGGAUUGGUUCGCGCAAGAGCUCGAGGACCGCGAGCUAAGCGAGGCGGAGAUGAGGAAAAUGCUGGAGGAUCUGGACCGUCGGAUCCAUGAUCAGAAGCUCGCGGAAGAUAUUCAAAAUAUCCCCGAACAGGAUUGGGAAGUCGAUGGGGACAAUUACCACCGUCCGUACCGUACGGACCUUUCGUCAUCGUCGUCUUCUUCUUCGUUGAGCGGUUUGCUUGACACCGAGUGUUUCAGGUUGUAUUUCAAGGGGUUGGUGAGCGAAGAGAGCGUUAGGGGUAUGAAGGUGACUGUGGCUGGUGCUGGGGUUGCGAUUUGCGAUCCGAGAGAUAAUCUGAUCUUGGAGGUGAGGAAGAAUCUGGAGGCGGUCGUGGAUGGUCAAGUCGUGACCUAUGAAGUUGCUGAGCUUGAGGCUCUGAUCGAAGGGCUCAAUGAAGUUCUCAGUUUGGAUUUGGAAAGGCUCACCUUUUUCUGUGAUGACUACAUGCUUUACCAAUAUCUUACAGGUAGAGUACAACCCCGACAGAGCAAGAUUGCAACAUUAGUCAAUCAGGUGGCUCUUCUCCAAAGAAAAUUUACAUACUGCAACCCGUCUCUUGUGGCACGUAAUUAUGUUAAGUUUGCAUUUAAAUUCGCAAGAGAUGCUAUAGUUUCUCAAAUUACUUGGCCUGAAGAAACUAGCAACAGCAAGAGUUUGAAGGAGACAUGUGUGAUUUGCUUUGAAGAUACCGAUGCUGAUAAAAUGUUCUCAGUUGAUGGUUGCCAGCACAGGUAUUGCUUUUCUUGUAUUAAACAGCAUGUGGAGGUCAAGUUUCUUAAUGGGAUGAUGGCAAAGUGCCCUCAUGAAGGUUGUAAGUGUGAGGUUAGUAUUGAUAGCUGUGGAAAAUUCUUGGCACCAAAGUUGGUUGAGGUCAUGAGCCAACGAAUGAAGGAAUCUUCUAUUCCUGUUACAGAGAAAGUUUAUUGCCCAUAUCCCAGGUGCUCGGCAUUAAUGUCAAAAAGUGCUAUUUUAGAAUAUACGAAGACUGUAAAUGUUGCUGCUGAAGAAUCUGGAGUCAGAAAAUGCAUGAAAUGUCAUUACUUACUCUGUGUCAAUUGCAAAGUCCCUUGGCAUUCUAGUCUGACCUGCUAUGAUUACAAACGAUCAAAUCCUUAUUCUCAUUCAGAAGAUGCAAAGCUUCAGUCCCUUGCAGAGGCAAAACAUUGGCGCCAGUGUGUGAAAUGCAACAACAUAGUUGAACUGGCUGAAGGUUGCUACCACAUUACUUGCAGAUGUGGGUAUGAGUUUUGCUACACUUGUGGUGAUGAGUGGAAGGACAAGAAAGCAACAUGUUCCUGUCCACUCUGGGAUGAGCAAAACAUUAUACGUGAUUAACAAGGAAGAUGAUGAUAUGGAGUCUGAUAACACUUAGUACAGACUGAGAUCAUGAUAAGUGUAUAUCUGUUUCUCUGCUCCCCGCCCCCCUUUUUUUUUUUUGGUUUUGGACAAAGAACAGUAAAAGGUAUUCUAUCAAUGCUGCAUAGAUCGAAGUGUGUAUGCUUAAAAAGGACUUGUUGGUGAUGUUAGGUCACAGUUUCUUAGUUUUUUUGUUGAAUUUUGGAUAUGAUGACUCUUAUAUUACAGAUUGAGUUUAUUUAUCAAAAAAAUAAAAAUAAAAAAUUGCAGAUUGAGUGAAA